AUGGGCACGCUGUGGAUCACGCGACUCUACCCCGCCCCCACCGUCACCUGGCCCCUCAUCAAGGCGCUGGCCCCCGUGGCGCUGGCCCACACCAUCGGCCACGUGUCGGCCUGCGUCUCCUUCUCCCUCAUGGCCGUGUCCUUUGCGCACGUGGUCAAGGCCGCGGAGCCCGUGCUGUCGGUGGCCCUCUCCCAGCUCAUCCUGGGGGAGGUCAACCCGUGGUACGUCUGGGCCAGCCUGCUGCCCAUCAUCGGCGGCUGCUCCUUGUCGGCCAUGAAGGAGGUGUCCUUCGCUUGGGCCGGCUUCAACAACGCCAUGAUCUCCAACUUUGGCAUGGUCAUGCGCAACGUGCUGUCCAAGAAGAGCCUGGGUGACGCCACGAACAAAUUGGACGGCACCAACCUCUUUGCCCUGCUCUCCUUCAUCUCCCUUGUCUACACCGUGCCUGUGGCCCUGGCGGUGGAAGGUUUCAAGGGCGGCGUGUUCCAGUGGGGCACGAUGUGGAGCCAGGCCGUGGCCACCCUGGGCGCACCCCAGUUCUACAAGCUGAUGGCGGGGGCGGGCAUCUUCUACCACCUCUACAACCAGGCAUCCUACAUGGUGCUGGACCAGGGCAUCUCCCCCGUCACCUUCUCGGUGGGCAACACCAUGAAGCGGGUGGCGGUGGUGGCCUCCUCCGUGCUCUUCUUCCGGAACCCAGUGUCAGCCCUGAACUGGAUUGGGUCGAUGCUGGCAAUUGCGGGCACCGGUCUGUACUCCCUGGCCAAGCAAAAGGCUGGCAAUGAUGCCAAGAAGGCCAAGCCUGCAUGA
Molecule: messenger RNA, 810 nt
Organism: Auxenochlorella protothecoides
Lineage: Eukaryota; Viridiplantae; Chlorophyta; Trebouxiophyceae; Chlorellales; Chlorellaceae
Product: Xylulose 5-phosphate/phosphate translocator, chloroplastic
Exons: 4
Coding region: 1-810 (269 amino acids)
Cellular component (GO): Golgi apparatus
Molecular function (GO): antiporter activity
Source: RefSeq, a predicted model, not a curated record